This is a messenger RNA of Tachysurus vachellii, 1463 nucleotides long. It is a transcript of the gene npy2r, whose product is annotated as neuropeptide Y receptor Y2. Gene Ontology annotation, biological process: G protein-coupled receptor signaling pathway. Bases 231 to 1427 code for a protein of 398 amino acids. The record is from RefSeq and is a predicted model, not a curated record. NCBI's taxonomy places the organism in Eukaryota, Metazoa, Chordata, Actinopteri, Siluriformes, Bagridae. The transcript has 2 exons. Gene Ontology annotation, cellular component: membrane. Gene Ontology annotation, molecular function: neuropeptide Y receptor activity.
AAAUAUACCUGCUGCAUUACUGUGAUUAUUAGACUGACCAAUCAGAGCAGAACAGACUAUUAGAAGGCGUGGUUUCGAACGGAGGCUGAAAGAAAAAAGAGCCCCGCUGCAGAGACCAUGUAAAGUGAUGUGACAACCCCCUAGCAGUGAACACACACACACACACACACACACACACACGUGUCUGGACUGAAGUGGGAAUAUGGAUCUGUCCGCUUUUAUUCUGCAGCAUGACAGAAAAUCUGCUUCUUUUCUCAGAUGAACUUCGGAGCCUUUACUCUAUUUCUAGUGCAUGGAUCCCAAACAUGGAUGCGAUGAAUGAAGACAAUGUGACCCGAGUAGACACAGACGCUUACAUUAACUGCUGCACUGUGUUGGACAUCGCGGUUGAAGGAGCUUUAUUAGAUGGUCUGGAGGACAGCACGCAGCUUGUGGGGGUUCAGGUGGUUCUCAUUUUUGCCUACAGUGCCAUCAUCCUGUUCGGUGUGAGUGGAAAUUCUUUGGUUAUUUAUGUUGUAUACAAGUUCCGCAACCUUCACACUGUCACUAAUUUCUUCAUCGCUAACCUGGCUGUAGCAGACCUGCUGGUGAAUGCACUGUGCCUGCCCUUCACCCUGAUGGCCACACUCUCAGGUGAGUGGAAGUUUGGUCAGGUGAUGUGUUACCUGUUACCGUACGCUCAGGGACUCACCGUUCAUGUGUCCACUAUUACACUCAGUGUUAUCGCACUAGAUCGCUACCGCAGUAUCGUCCACCACACUGACACCAAAAUGUCUAAAGACGUGUGUGUGGUGGUCAUCAUCAUCAGUUGGAUAUCCAGUGCUGUGCUUGCCAGCCCCUUGGCCAUCUUCCGUGAGUAUGUGACCUUUCACCUGACGCCUGAGCACAUCAUUCAGGGUUGCGUGGAGAAAUGGCCAGGCAGCAGUGCAGACGGAACCAUGUACAGUGUGGCCACAUUCCUGCUGCAGUAUGGUCUGCCCCUGUCUGUCAUCUCUUGUGCCUAUGCUUGCAUCUGGAGUAAACUUAGGAAGCACCUGAGUCCUGGAGGAGGACAUGUCGAGCGACACCGCCGCCGCCGAAAAACCACAAAGAUGCUUGCAGCCGUAGUAGCCGUGUUCGCCAUCAGUUGGCUACCGUUCCACGCCUUCCAGCUGGCUGUGGAUAUUGACAGCAGUGUAUUGGACAUGAAGGAUUUUAAGCUGCUUUACACAUUGUUCCACAUCAUCGCCAUGUGCUCCACAUUCACAAACCCCAUCCUCUAUGGAUGGAUGAACCGGAACUUCCGCCAGGCCUUCGCCACAGCUUUUAAAUGCGGUUGGCCCGAAGGCGUGUUGGGCAGAGCGCACAGCAAUGACAUGGUGAGAGACAAAACUCUCAGACACAAAUGUACCAUCAGCACUCUGACUCAGGAUAACACUCACCUGUGACAAUGGGACACGGCUGAGACAAUAACACACACCAAA